AUGUCAUUAAUCUUCACUCAAAGUCAAAAAUCUCUUGUUGCCUUAUUGUUGGUCUUUAUAACCAUUUCCUCGGGCAUAUUUGCCGCACCAGUAGACAAACGUAAUUUCUUAAACAGCGGAAAUAAGCCCCUCGUGACUUUCCAAAAUGCCAACGAAAAUAUCGCUACCACAGAAGCCGCUAAAGUUAACUCUUUAGGGGUGGAAACUCUCAAUGCCGCUGAAGCUGCUUCCAACUUUGAUCAUGAGAACUUAGCUUCGUUUGUGAUUGUCAAACGCGACGAGGGCAAACGUAAUUUCUUAAAUAAUGGUGGAUAUGCACCUCUUGUGACUUUCCAAAACGCCAACGAAAAUAUUGCCAGCACGGAGGCCGCUAAAGUUAACUCUUUAGGGGUGGAAACUCUCAAUGCCGCCGAAGCUGCUUCCAACUUUGAUCAUGAGAACUUAGCGUCGCUUGUGAUUGUCAAACGUGACGAGGGCAAACGUAAUUUCUUAAACAAUGGAUAUGUACCCCUUGUGACUUUCCAAAACGCCAACGAAAAUAUCGCUACUACUCAAGCCGCCAACGUCAAUUCUUUAGGAUUAGAGAGACUUAGCGCUGCCGAGGCUGCAUCCACCUUCGAUAAUGAGAAUGCAAACAUGUUGUUCAUUGCCAAACGUGACGAGAGCAAACGUGCCUUCUUAAACAAUGGAUAUGCACCUCUUGUGAGUUUCCAAAAUGCCAACGAAAAUAUCGCCAGCACAGAAGCCGCUAAAGUUAACUCUUUAGGGAUACAAAGUCUCAAUGCCGCCGAAGCUGCUACCAACUUUGAUAAUGAGAACGCUCAAUCGUUUUUAAUUGUCAAGCGUGAUGAGAACAAACGUGCCUUCUUAAAUAAUGGAUUCCAACCCUUCGUGUCUUUCCAAAACGCUAAUCAAAACAUCGCUACCACUGAAGCCGCUAAUGUUAACUCAUUAGGAAUCGAGGCCUUUAAUGCCGCAGAAGCCGCUUCCGCUUUCGAUUCCGAGAAUGCUCAAUCACUUCUUAUUGUAAAGAAUUAA
Acaulospora morrowiae is the source of this 1038-nucleotide messenger RNA. Lineage: Eukaryota; Fungi; Glomeromycota; Glomeromycetes; Diversisporales; Acaulosporaceae. The record is from the annotation of a GenBank genome assembly.